Messenger RNA from Dendroctonus ponderosae (mountain pine beetle), 3016 nucleotides. Its product is annotated as gastrula zinc finger protein XlCGF57.1. The record is from RefSeq and is a predicted model, not a curated record. Bases 99 to 1949 code for a protein of 616 amino acids. The transcript is spliced from 9 exons. Gene Ontology annotation, cellular component: nucleus. Lineage: Eukaryota; Metazoa; Arthropoda; Insecta; Coleoptera; Curculionidae. Gene Ontology annotation, molecular function: zinc ion binding; RNA polymerase II cis-regulatory region sequence-specific DNA binding; DNA-binding transcription factor activity, RNA polymerase II-specific. Gene Ontology annotation, biological process: regulation of transcription by RNA polymerase II; central nervous system development.
UAAAAUCUGGCAACAUCAGUUAAAGCAUUGUCACUGUCAACCAUGUAAACAAUAAACUUAGGUUAUGUAGGUGAAGUGGGAAGUUUUGCAAAGGCCUAAUGGAAACUCAAUUGAACCUGUCCAACUGCUGCAGGACCUGCUUAAGAACAACCGGUGAUUUAACCCCUUUGGAAUCCAACGACCAGGAUGCCGUCAAGUUCACAUGCAAGCUCCAGUCCUGCCUAUCGGAUAUUCUGUGGAUUCACGAGGAUUUUCCCCGUUUUAUCUGCAACUAUUGCAUUGGACAGCUAAGAGUGUCGUACAACUUUCGAAACAACUGCAUCAACACCAACCAGUCCUUGCAAAAGUGCUUGAAGAAAGUCCAGCAACCCAAGGUGGAGGAAAAUAAGGUUUUAUACAAUUGUCUGGCUACUGGACAAGCACAAAACAUUGUGUCAGUUGGGGACGGGAAUAAUGCGGAAUACAUUCAAUUUUAUGAUAGUGCAGGGCAAUUGGCUAAAAGAGACUCUGAACAGAGCGACCGCAGCUCUUCCCGCGGUCCCACUACAGAAUCUGCUAAAGAAAAUUUUAGUAAUACAUACAAUCAACCACAAGCAAUUGAAAUCGAGGUGCGCGACAUCCAGGAAAUCUUUAUCCAGGACAAGCCGACGGAUAUCAAGGAUCAGGGCAAGGUGAUUUUGAGCAAUGGCCAGGAAUACAAUAUAGAUGACCUCGAGAUUGCUGAUGAAAAUGCGAUACCUUUAAACGUCGUCCCCAAACCAGACAGUAUUAAAAAUGCUCACUACAGUGAUAUCGUGAUUACACGCUACGGAAAUUCGCAAAGCGAAGCAAUAUUGGGGGCUGAUCAGGUAAUAUCAGCAAAAUUGCUGUCGCCAUCUCCAGGCCCCUCACAGGGCAAGCAAUCGUCCAUUGACGGAAAUAAAACCUCAACCAGCAACACCAACACAUGCUCAGUGUGCGGCAAUACGUACAAGAAAAGGGCGAACUUGAAAGUGCACAUGAGAAGCCACACAGGCGAGAAACCUUUUGAGUGCAAAUACUGUGUCAAAAAGUUUCAUCACUCAUCGCAUUUAAAGGAGCACAUCAGACGACAUAUGGGGGAAAAGCCCUUCCCAUGCACCGUUUGCCCGAAACGCUUCACCAUAAAGGGGGAACUGACGAUGCACAUGAAGUCGCAUACCGGCGACAAACCAUUUGCGUGCACUAUUUGUGAUAGAAGGUGUUUGACUUCAUCAGACUUGAAAAUCCACGUUCGGACGCACACAGGCGAAAAACCAUACUCGUGUGAGCAUUGCGAGCGGAAGUUUAGCAGCCCAUACAUAUUGAGCUCUCAUUUAAAAAUACACACAGGUGACAGGCCAUUCCCAUGCACGAUCUGCGAGAAAACUUUCACUCAAUCGUCCCACUUGAGCGUGCACAUGAAACGACACACCGGUGAAAAAUUUGCAUGCAAACUCUGCCCGGCGACGUUUACACAUUCAUCGCAGCUGACUGUCCACAAUCGGGAGCAUACAGGCAAACAGCCCUAUAAGUGUGUGGUAUGCGAUAAACUGUGCAAUUAUGCUUCCGAGCUGCAGGCUCAUAUGAGCAAGCACACUGGCGAAAAGUUCACCUGCACCAUUUGUCAGAAACAAUUCACUACCAACACUUAUCUGCAGGAGCAUACCAGGGUGCACACUGGAGAGAAUUUGUUCGCUUGUACGGUGUGCGAUCGGAACUUCACAAGACAGCAGUAUCUGCUGAAGCACAUGCGAACGCAUACAGGGGAUAAACCUUUUUCCUGCUCUAUAUGUCAGAAGACCUUCAGCCAGGCCUCCAGUUUGAAGGUUCACUCGAGGAUUCAUACGGGGGAACGACCUUAUGUGUGCGAUUUGUGCGAGAAGACUUUCAGCUCAUCGUCGGAUCUAUAUAAACAUUCCAAGCGCCAUAAGAAGUACAUCAGUUUGUAAAAGUCGAGUGAAUUGAGUGCAGACUAGGAAUGGGUAACACUGUAAAUCUUCAGAUGUUGACAUCGAUACCGCUUGUCGUGUCAAUACAACAUAUCUGUGCGAUAGUGUCAUGAUACCGUAAACCAAUAGAAUGACAGAUGUGUGAGCGCGUUGGUGUCAUACGACUUCUAGCUCGUUUUCUUUGGUUUUACUGUGUUGACGCACACAGGCUUCUUUUUAUCUUUUUAAUGAAUGGAAUAAAUGAAGAUACAAUUUUUUUCCCGCGCGGUGUUGUAAUUGAAGAGUUUCUCACGAACACUAAAUACUGAUAUUAUUUUUAAAGUUUAACAAUCGUGUAAUUAGUCGUUCUGGAGAUGUUAGUUUGCCACCGCGUAGCGUUAAACAUCACUAGACUACUUUCUUUCGGGCGAAUUGAAGGAAAAAGUUUAUGCGGACAAUCCUCAAACGAUUGACCACUUGAAGCAAAAUAUUCAAGCUCAAAUCGCUCCAAUAGACCAGCAAACUGUGAAUAAAGUGCUCGAAAAUUCGUGUUCUAGAAUGAGGUACUGCCGAGCCAGCAGAGGUGGCCACUUGACUGAAAUCAUUUUACAUACUUAAUCGGAAUAUACAUUGUAUCAUAUGAAAUAAAAUAAAUAACAAAAAAUUCAAUUUUUCCUAUUCUUAUCGUUAAUUUAUAAUUCAACAUAUAUAUGGCCCACUCGGUAUAUGCUCCCUGAUUGAACUUUUUCCUAAUUUAACCGACUUCGUAUCUCUCUAUCUUGGACACCCUGUAAGAAUGAAGGCGAUUUGCCACCAUAAGAUCAAAUCGGUAAACUGGACUUAUUCAGUUUUUGUGAGCAAUCCCUCAAUUACAUUGGCCGAGUUGCCGCCAGUGUCGGAAUUCAAAUGGUCACACCGUGGCACUGCCGACCUUCACACACCGGCACUCUUCAGUAUGGGUUAAGUGUGAUGAUACUGCACCGUGAGACGAGAUGUGUCAACACAAAAUUGUGAUUCAACACAGUGUUACCCAAAGACUAGUGCAGACUUGAUAAAUAAAGCGAAACUUGCGACCAAAAGUUCACCGA